Molecule: messenger RNA, 2193 nt
Organism: Puccinia triticina
Lineage: Eukaryota; Fungi; Basidiomycota; Pucciniomycetes; Pucciniales; Pucciniaceae
Exons: 10
Coding region: 1-2193 (730 amino acids)
Source: RefSeq, a predicted model, not a curated record
AUGGGCUCCGCUCCCAUCGACUACCGCCUCGUGUUCUCGACUUUCCGCCAGGACUACGGCCCGGUCGUCUUCACCCACUACGUCCUGGCCCCGCUGGGCAUCGUCGUCCUGCUCGUCUUCGCCUACCUGACCGACCUGCUCAUCGACCUGCUCCCCUUCACCUUCCCCUCCCAGGCUAUCGCCAUGAUCCUGCUCUUCCUCCUCCUCCUCCUCCUCCACAGGUUCUCGCCCCACUUCCUGUUCCACCACGUCCACUCCUUCCUCCACCCCGCGGCCGACUUCCUGCUUGCAUGCAUGGGCCUCUUCUUCACCUCCUCCUUCAUCCUGAUCCCGCGGCGGGACGUGAUGCCGGGGAAAGAGAUCGGGCUGAUCGCGGCGCUGUUCCUGCCGAGUCUGCUGGUCACCUGGGCGGCCACGGUGGUGCUGGUGAAGGCGCUGGCGUUCGUGUGGCCGCAGCGGACGGUCGACGAGCCGGAGGAAGACAACAACGCGGACGUGCUGUCGUCGGACGGCGGGUCGAGCCGGGCGAGCGAGGCCAGCGCGCGGCCGCGCAAGCCGCACAGCCGCCACUCCGGCGGCUCCCAACCGCAGGCCGAGGACGCCGGGCUGGCGUCCGCCGAGGCCGGCCGCUCCGCCCCCGCCUCAAUCCACAGCGCCAUCGAGGUCCGCGAGCCCCCCGCCCCGCCCGGAAACCCGCGCUUGGCGCUCGACAACACCCUCACCUUGAUCGCCACCGAGCCCGUCGACGACGACAAGAAGAGCCUCGGGGAGGACGAGAAGGCGUGGCCGGAGCGCAGUCUGGCCAAGCUGAAGGACAAGCUGCGGCGCCAGCCGCGGCCGGAUGGGCCGGCGGAGACGCGGGAGGCCCGGCUGGCGCGCAGGAUGCAGGCCUGCUUCGACCCCGCCGUCUACCUCCUCGUCCUGCUCCUCGGCAUCCCGCUGUUCUUCGCGCCCGGCGGCGAGCACCGCACGCUGCCCCUGUUCACGGGCGUCGUGGCGCUGGCCUGGCUGUUCAGCAGACGCGCCGUCUCGCCCGGCGCCCAGAAACUGCUCCACCCCAUCCUCGUCACCAGCUUCAUCACCGUCUUCGUCGUCUGGGGCUUCGCUCUCAACCAUUACUCGACCGGCGCCAACUACCUGAUCCUCUUCCGGAGGAGCGAGGGCUGGGACGGCAGCUCGCCGAGCGCAGGGGACCUUCUCUCGAGCCUUCUCGUCGGCGGAAUCGUGGCGCUGGCCUUCCCGAUGUUCCGCUACCGCGCCGACCUGUACAACAACUUCUUCCGGCUCUUCGUCGUCGUCCUCCCCAACUGUGCGCUCUCGCUGCUGCUGUGGCCCUGGGUGGCCUCCCAGAUGGGCAUCGCGGGCGACCGGGCGAUCACGUUUGCGGCCCGGUUCAUGUCGACGCCGUUUGGGAUCCAGUUCAUCGUUGCGACGGGGGGAGACAACUCGCUAGUGGUGGUGCUGAUCUGCAUCACCGGGAUCUUCGCGGUGAUCGUGAGGGACCCGCUCUUCAGGCUCUGCCGGACCCGCACCACGCCCGGCUCCGACGAGUACUUCACGAUCGGAUGCACCAUCGGCAUCGUCGCCGCAGCCAUCGGCACCUCCUCCCUCAUGGCCUCCCACUCGCGCGCCGCAUCAGCCAGCCUGCGCGAGGCGCAGACCGGCACCUAUCUGAGGACAAAAGAUCGCGCUCGGGCGGCUGGGCCGGGCUGCGCGCAACCGCGCCUCCUGUGCGAGCCCCGGGGCGGCCGCCCCGCGAGAGCCCCACUGCAGCGCCCUGCUUGCGGCCGGAGAGAGCCCGGAAGGCUUCCCGCCCCCCCGCUGUUUUUUGGAGGACAACCCUCCCAGCCACCCGUGCCGCUGUCGUCGCUCGACUCGGCCCGGGGUGCAGAGGGCCGCGGCCCCCGCCUAUCCGGGGUUUAUAUGCAAGAGAGAAGCACGGACGCGGCAGAGUGCCUCCGCGGGAGCCUCGGCGGGGAGAGCUGUGGCCCCGGGAGGAGAUGUAUUUGGGGCGGGGGCCGGAAGGCGACUGCGGACGAGGACGGCUGCCCUGUCUCCUUCUUUCCUUGUCCGGCAGCGCGCUCUCCGCUCUCCUGGCUCAGUGAGCCCUUCCCUGUAGCUUGGGCCCGGAUGGAAAUGGAAACCGGGAGCCAGGCCGCGGGGCCCGCAUCAUUAUCCUCUCGUAGUAAUUAG